CUUGCUUCCGCGUGACGUCACGACAUAUCCAUAAGCUGCUGCACCGCGCGCGUGCUCUAAGAUCCGAGAAUUGGUCUGAUGGAGCAAAGGCACUCAUCGCAGCUCAGUAGACAAAGACAACAAUGGGACCAGUAUGCAAACAGCAUGGAUUGUACUGGAAAUUUUACACAAGACCAGAGAUCUCCAACGGGAGAGAAACCCUUCAAGUGCACUGUGUGUGGGAAGGCAUUUUCAGGUUCAUUUAAUCUUAAAAAACACCAGAGAACACACACAGGAGAGAAACCCUUCAGGUGUAGUGUGUGUGGGAAGGAAUUUUCAUUUUCAUCUGGUCUUAAAAAACACGAGAGAACACACACAGGAGAGAAACCCUUCAAGUGCACUGUGUGUGGGAAGGCAUUUUCAAGUUCAUAUUAUCUUAAGAUACACCAGAGAACACACACAGGAGAUAAACCCUUCAAGUGCAGUGUGUGUGAGAUGGCAUUUUCACAUUCAUCUAAUCUUAAAAUCCACCAGAGAAUACACACAGGAGAGAAACCCUUCAAGUGCAGUGUGUGUGAGAUGGCAUUUUCACAGUUAUCUAAUCUUACAAUCCACCAGAGAACGCACAAAGGAGAGAACCCCUUCAAGUGCGGUGUGUGUGAGAUGGCAUUUUCACAUUCAUCAAAUCUUAAAAUGCACGAGAGAACGCACACAGUAGAGAAACCCUUUAAGUGCAGUGUGUGUGGGAAGGCAUUUUCACGUUCGUCUUAUUUUAAAAUACACCAGAGAAUACACACAGGAGAGAAACCCUUCAAGUGCACUGUGUGCGGGAAGCCAUUUUCAAGUUCAUUUUAUCUUAAACUACACCAGAAAACACACACAGGAGAGAAACCCUUCAAGUGCACUGUGUGUGAGAAGGCAUUUUCAAGUUCAUCUUAUCUUAAAAUACACCAGAGAAUACACACAGGAGAAAAACCCUUCCAGUGCACUGUGUGUGAGAAGGCAUUUUCACGUUCAUCUUAUCUUAAAAAACACCAGACAACACACAGAGGAGAGAAACCCUUCAGGUGUACUGUGUGUGAGAAGGCAUUUUCAAAUUCAUUUUAUCUUGAAAUACACCAGAGAACACACACAGGAGAGAAGCCCUUCAGGUGCACUGUAUGUGGGAAGGCAUUUUCACGUUCAUCGCAUCUUAAAAAACACCAGAGAACACACACAGGAGAGAAACCCUUCAAGUGCAUUGUGUGUGGGAAGGCAUUUGCACAGUCACCACAGCUUCAUAGCCACCAGAGAACACACACAGUAGAGAAAGCCUUCAAGUGCUCUGUGUGUGGGAAUGCAUUUUCAAGUUCAUCUUAUCUUAAAAUACACCAGAGAACACACACAGGAGAGAUACCCUUCAAGUGCACUGUGUGUGAGAAGACAUUUACAUGGUCAUCAGGUUUACAGAUCCACCAGAGAACACACACAGGAGAGAACCCCUUCAGGUGUAGUGUGUGUGGGAAGGCAUUUUCAAGUUCGUCUUAUCUUAAAAUACACCAGAGAACACACACAGGAGAUGAACCCUUCAAGUGCAGUGUGUGUGAGAUGGCAUUUUCACAUUCAUCAAAUCUUAAAAUGCACCAGAGAACGCACACAGGAGUGAAACCCUUCAUGUGCAGUGUGUGUGGGAAGGCAUUUUCAAGUUCAUAUAAUCUUAAAAUACACCAGAGAACACACACAGGAGAGAAGCCCUUCAAGUGCAUUGUGUGUGGGAAGGCAUUUUCAAGUUCAUAUAAUCUUAAAAUACACCAGAGAACACAUACAGGAGAGAAACCAUUCAAGUGCACUUUGUGCGGGAAGGCGUUUGAACAGUCACCACAUCUUCAUAGGCACCAGAGAACACACGCGGGAGAGAAACCCUUCAAUUGCACUGUGUGUGAGAAGGCAUAUUCAAGUUCAUCUUAUCUUAAAAUACACCAGAGAACACACACAGGAGAGAGACCCUUCAAGUGCAGUGUGUGUUGGAAGGCAUUUUCAAGUUCAAUUUAUCUUAAAAAACACCAGAGAACACACACAGGAGAGAAACCCUUCAAGUGCAGUGUGUGUGAGAUGGCAUUUUCACAGUCAUCAAAUCUUAAAAUGCACCAGAGAACGCACACAGGAGAGAAACCCUUUAUGUGCAGUGUGUGUGGGAAGGCAUUUUCAAGUUUGUCUUGUCUCAAAAUACACCAGAGAACGCACACAGGAGAGAAACCCUUUACAUGCAGUGUGUGUGGGAAGGCAUUUUCAAGUUUGUCUUGUCUCAAAAUACACCAGAGAACACACACAGGAGAGAAACCCUUCAGGUGUAGUGUGUGUGGGAAGGCAUUUUCAUUUUCAUCUGAUCUUAAAAAACACCAGAGAACACACACAGGAGAGAAACCCUUCAAGUGCACUGUGUGUGAGAAGACAUUUUCAUUUUCACCUGAUCUUACAAAACACCAGAGAACACACACAGGAGAGAAACCCUUCAAGUGCACUCAGUGCGGGAAGGCGUUUGCACAGUCAACACAGCUUAAUACACACAAGAGAACAAACAAGCAUCAGAAGACCCCCAAGGAGUGUAGUCUGAAAUCGACUUGUGAAAGUCAAAGUGCUGCAAUGAGCCCAUCCCUCCUGAAAAAAGAACCAGAAGUAAAUUCCAGCUUGGACACUAUGAAAUGUAUCAAGGUGAAAUUUGCAGAGGCGAAGGUGAAAUCUGAAGAGGUGAUAGUGAAGAGCGAAGAAGUGAAGGUAAAAUGUGAAGAUGAACAUUCAACUCCAAAAUCGGACCUUCACAUCAAUGGAUGCAACGUGAAGCAGGAGGAGAAUUCUGACUGUGAGGCAGAGCGAGGCAACUCCCAGCAGUUUGUUGAUGUGGAGGUGUGGGUAGACUUCUUGGACAAUACAAAGUCAAAUGGAGAACCUGUA
Molecule: messenger RNA, 2910 nt
Organism: Lethenteron reissneri (Far Eastern brook lamprey)
Lineage: Eukaryota; Metazoa; Chordata; Hyperoartia; Petromyzontiformes; Petromyzontidae
Product: zinc finger protein 271-like
Biological process (GO): regulation of transcription by RNA polymerase II
Cellular component (GO): nucleus
Molecular function (GO): RNA polymerase II cis-regulatory region sequence-specific DNA binding; DNA-binding transcription activator activity, RNA polymerase II-specific
Source: RefSeq, a predicted model, not a curated record